AUGACUGGUCAAUCAUUAUCUUCCGAUCAUCAUCAUCAGCAGCAGCAGCAGAUAUACUCCGACUCCGACUCCGACGAAGUUAUUCAUGUUCUCACCACCGGCGGAAUCCGCAUUCCUGUCCACCGCAGCAUCCUGGCAUCGGCGUCUCCUGUGCUGGACAACAUAAUAGAUCAUCGGCCGAAUAAGAAUCAAACCUCUGAUAAUAAUAGCACAAUUCAGAUAUUAGGCGUUCCUACCGAAGCCGUCGCCGUCUUCGUUCGAUUUCUCUAUUCCUCCAAAUGCACAGAAGAAGAGAUGGACAUGUAUGGAUUUCAUCUCUUGACACUGUCUCAUGUAUUCUCCGUUCCGGUGCUGAAGCAACGAUGUGCGAAAGCACUGAUUCAACGGCUUAAGAUCUACGACGCUAUAGAUAUGCUUCAGCUCGCGAGGCUCUGUGAUGCAUCCGAGCUUUACUUCCGGAGCAUGAAACUUGUAUCAGAAAACAUAAAGUUUGUUCAGAAAACAGAGGGAUGGAAGUUUCUACAGGAGAAUGAUCAUUGGCUGGAGCUUGAGAUUCUUCAGUUCAUAGGCGAAAUUGAAUCGAGGAGGAAAAUGAGAAGAAAGCGUAGGGAGGAGAAGAGGCUGUGUUUACAGCUAAGCGAAGCAAUGGAGUGUUUAGAGCACAUCUGCACAGAAGGGUGUACAAACAUAGGCCCUUACCACAUAGAGCCUCCGGCGAAGAAGAAGAGAAAGGUUCCAUGCCAGAAGUUCGCAACCUGCCAAGGCUUGCAGCUCCUGUUCCGCCAUUUCUCAACAUGCAAGAGGAGAGUGAGCAGCGGUUGUUACCGAUGCAAACGUAUGUGGCAGCUGCUUCAACUCCACUCUUCAAUCUGUGAAAAUAGUGAUCUUUGUAAAGUCCCACUUUGCAGGCAAUUCAAGUUGAAAGGUCAGCAGCAGGAAGGGAAAGGUGGGGAUGAAGCAAGAUGGAAGGUAUUGGUGAGAAAAGUUGCAGUAGCUAAAGCCAUGUCUUUUCUUUCUCCAUCUUUACACAAGAGAAGAGAAGAGAAGUGA
Impatiens glandulifera is the source of this 1050-nucleotide messenger RNA. RefSeq names its product BTB/POZ and TAZ domain-containing protein 1-like. Bases 1 to 1050 code for a protein of 349 amino acids. The record is from RefSeq and is a predicted model, not a curated record. The transcript has 5 exons. Lineage: Eukaryota; Viridiplantae; Streptophyta; Magnoliopsida; Ericales; Balsaminaceae. Gene Ontology annotation, cellular component: nucleus. Gene Ontology annotation, molecular function: protein binding.